Lotus japonicus is the source of this 974-nucleotide messenger RNA. Its product is annotated as thioredoxin-like 3-1, chloroplastic. NCBI's taxonomy places the organism in Eukaryota, Viridiplantae, Streptophyta, Magnoliopsida, Fabales, Fabaceae. The coding region runs from base 223 to 786 and encodes 187 amino acids. Gene Ontology annotation, cellular component: chloroplast stroma. The record is from RefSeq and is a predicted model, not a curated record. The transcript has 5 exons.
CUAUAUUCUUUUCAAUUUCAUGAUUUUUCUCCUUGUUUACAAACUCCAACACCACUCUCUCUUUCCAUUUUCAUCUGACUCACUCUAUGCUUUCUCCACCAAAUCAAAUCACCAAGAAGAAUGAUUCUGUUCUUUUCUUAGCUACCAAUCCAACCAAUUAGAGACCAUAUUCUUAAGAUCUUGUCUUAUUUCCGAAAGAGGAAAGCUUGCAGUUCAAAGGGUAUGUCUGUUAUAGGCGCAUGUUCACAUUUUCUCUACGGAGAUUUUCACCAGAGAGAUGAACAGAGUCCCUUGUACUUGGUAGGUAGCAGGGGGUGUUUGUUUCCGAGCAAGAGUGGUUGUGGGAACUCAUUGAUUCAAAGAAAGAGCAGAGAAGGGAAGAUUAGGAAGAGGAAUUUGCGUGUGGAAGCUAUGUGGGAUAUUUCAAGACCGAGUACGGUGGAGUUGAUACCCAUCAAUGAUUCUGAGCAGCUGGAUCAGAUUCUAGUUCGAGCUCAGCAAAACUCAGAGCCCAUCAUCAUUGACUGGAUGGCUUCUUGGUGCCGGAAAUGCAUCUAUUUGCAGCCCAAGUUGGAAAAAUUAGCAGCUGAAUUUGACACCAAAGUCAGUUUUUAUUGUGUGGAUGUCAAUAAAGUUCCUCAGACUCUAGUCAAGCGUGGCAAUAUAUCUAAAAUGCCAACAAUUCAGUUAUGGAAAGAUGGAGAGAUGAAAGAAGAAGUUAUUGGAGGCCAUAAGGGCUGGCUAGUAAUUGAAGAAGUCAGAGAAAUGAUCCAAAAGUUUAUAUGAUACCUUCUUAUUUAUUUUUCUUACUCCAUCCUGACACAAAGUGCCAAUGUAUAUUUUUUUUGAAAAAUGUAAUCUUCUUAUGUCUUUGUAUAAUUGUAUUUAUUUUGGCAACUGCUUAUAGCUCUGUAUCAUAUAUUAAUAGAACUGUACAAUAGCCAAAAUAAUUUUUAGAGGAAAAUAGAUUUGUA